This is a messenger RNA of Leishmania mexicana MHOM/GT/2001/U1103, 3729 nucleotides long. RefSeq lists its product as hypothetical. The transcript has a single exon. Lineage: Eukaryota; Euglenozoa; Kinetoplastea; Trypanosomatida; Trypanosomatidae. The record is from RefSeq and is a predicted model, not a curated record. The coding region runs from base 1 to 3729 and encodes 1242 amino acids.
AUGCAGCAUCCGCCAGUGGCGACCGUCAGGGCACAGGCACCGUUGACGCAUCGCGUGCGUUCUCUGUGGCGUGCUCUGCCCCUCUCUACAAACUCCAGUAGGUGUGCCCCUCUCAUGGAAUCGUGGAAAACGGCACUGCAGCACACGUGCAACACCGCUGUACCGCGCAUCCGAAGGAGCAGCAACGGUCAUGGCCUUACCGCGUCUGCCGGUGGCGUCUCAAGUCAUGCCCUACUCGUCAGCCAUCGAACGUGCUGCUCCUCUGCGUCCUCGUCCUCGUCGUGGAAACCGCCGUCAUCAGCAGAAGCGGCGAAUACCGCAGCCGCCGCAGAGCCGGAGAUGAUAUCACUUGACGCGAUAGAAAUCGAGGUGGUGAGUGGCGAGGAACCCCCGUCGACGACGUCCACGACCGCUACAGUGCGUCAUGCAGAAGUGCAUAGUGAAACGCCUUUCCCACGUCACAGAAACCAUCGUGUGCCGCAUCCCCACUGUCAUCACCAUCAGUGGCAGCGCGAAGUGAGUGCGACGGACUUCUUCACGGCACAGCUUCACGCCACCUCAGCUUCUGGGGGCCGCGGAUACGGCAGCGGUGAGACGGAAACCGGCGUGCCGGCCGGUGCCGUGCAGCAGCAGGACUACUGCGACGCUCACACAACCGACGCGUUUGCGCGAGGGCGCAUCGCCAACUUUGUGCGGCGCAUGGGCCACAGUACUGGGGCAGUAUUUCACGUGCGUGCCAUGACGCCGUCCCAGGCAGCGGCGGUCACCGGAAGUGCGACAGGGCCAACACUCUUCGCGGCGACGUGUCGGCUGCCGCUGCCGGAGCCGCAUGGCUCGCGCGUGGCCGAAGGCGUUGCAGAAGAUGCGAAGGAAGCGGAGGUGCUCGCUGCCAUGCAUGCCGAGCGCGUGUGUGACGCACUCGGCGUGCAGCUCUUCCGCCUGAGGACAGCACAGCAGAAGCACGCGGACACCGUGCGGAAGGAAGAGGGCCGCUACGCCCCCUACCCCGACGACCCCAUCAAGCCGCUCGGGACGCCUAUUCCACCCCCGCUGCGCCUGCUGCGCUCCCGCAUGCACGCGUCGUCAAACGCACCCGGCUCUGAAGUCGCCGCUGCUGAUGCGGCAGCCUCUUCGCAGUCCCCUCGGUUCAUGGCUGAGCGAGGCGAAGCGUCGGCAGCAACAGUGCCAGCACCCCGGGCGGUGCCGCCAGCUGACCAGGCGCCGCCGGCGGAAUCAGCAGGGAGUGGUGUUGGAGAAGACGACUCGGCGUCAGCCAGCCCCACCACCGCCGGUGGGAGUGUCGCGUCGUCCUCCGCCGCCGGCGCGGCGACGAGCUUUGACUCGACCAAGAUUGUGCUGCGCCGCCACGACCCUGUUGACGACUACGCACAGUUGGUGUUUCACUACACGGAUGAAGAGCACGCCGAGCGAGUGCGGGCGUACGCCAGCAGCGUCUACUACCCCUGGAUGUGCCAGUGGGAAGGGGCGGCCGUGGCGCAGGGAAACGUCAGCGCAGCUCCAAAGGGUGGUGCCAUGAGCAGCGAUGGCGCUGCUGCCGCCGCCACGCUAGGGCAGGUGUUUGACCCCACUGAAAACGGCAUGUGGUCGAUGGUGAAUGACCGCGAUAUGCGCUGCUCCCCCACACCGCAUGACGCGCUCGUGUUGCCCAUCGUGUACGACGGCCCGUGCGCCGAGGCGCGCAUCACUGACUACUACGCCCAGCACAACACAACGCUCAAGGAGCAUCUCACGGUGCGCUCUGCUUCUGGGUCAACGGGAAGUCCGCAGCGCAUGGUAGAGGCGGAGCUGCGACUUAUAGGUCUCACCAUUGCAGCGAAGGGGAAGGCGCAGACGGAGCAGAUGGCCAUCCACCUCGCCGCCAUGCACGCGGAGCUGCUGCUGGAUGCACUGGGACAUCCGCUCUUUCCGGCCGACCCACAGCGGCAGGCACGGCAUGCCGAGGUGGUGGCUGGCUACGGCCGGUGGGCCAUGAACCCCCUCACUGGCGCUAUCACACCACCGAGCCCGCACGACGCGCUCCCGCUGCCGCUGAAGAUCCAAAUCGGGACCGAUGAUGUGUGGCUGGGGCCGGAGGCGCGGCGACAGCUGGGGCACCGCUGGUCAGACUCGGAGCAUAUCAUUGUAGCCAUGCAGCACUUGAGCUCGCAGACCGAAGACGAGGUGGAGAUCAACCCGCCGGCGGAGCUGCUCGAGGAAGCGGAGCAGCUGCUCCAAGAAUGGCAGGUGCACAUCGCAAAGAGCCGCUUUACGCAUCUGUUUGUGUUGUUCAACAUGGACAAUGUCUUUCAGGCAACAACGGUCCUGCCGGUUCCGCGACAGUUCGGCAUCCGGGGUGGUCUCGGCAUUGGCAAGACGCGCAAGAUGGCCGUGCAGGUGUGCUCCCUGCACGCACUCGACACGCUGUGCACUCUCGGCGUCCCCCUGUGUGUCGACCCGGAGCGGGAGCGACGGUACCUACAGCGUCGUGCCGCACUCGGCAUGGUACUGCAGCGCACCCCUCCUGCCAACGACGGGUCGCUGAUGCGCGCACAGGUGCCGCGGCGCUUCUCUGGGCUGCCGGCACCGCCUUUGCCCGACGCGGCAGAGAAGUCACCGGGGACGAGGGACGGCGGUGUGCUGCGCUUGCCGACGUACGUAGUAGAGGGCUCGCACAUUCGCCUGUUGCCCAACAUCGCCGACACGCUACACGCCAUGCACCUGCGCAUUCCCGUGGACUACUGCCUUUUCGGUGGCGCCACCGAGGAGGUGCUCGUCGAAAUCGGCAAUCAGGUGCGCAUGGCCGUGCAGAACUACUUGCAGGCGUUCCUGGCAGGACUGUUGCGCAAUCGAAACAUGCAGCACGGAAUCCAGAGCAAGAGCGGUGCGUUGAGGGCUGUACAAUGUGCUGCAGCAGCGGCCGGCGCGGGCGACGCCGUCCCGGCCACCACCGGCAGCGGCCAGCGAAACGAGACCCCGCCGGCAACAGGUGCGGAUGUACGUAGUGGCGGCGGCGGGGACGUGGGCACCGCGAGCCGACCCGCAGCCGCCGUCGUGGAAGACAACAUCGCCGAGACACAGGCGUGGGCCACCCAGUUUGCCAUGAAUCUCUUGCCACACAACAUCAUCAGGGGCUACGGACGGCAGAACAGCCUGCACAACACCAGCUUCCUGCAGGUGCCGAUCCCCAGUAACGCUGCGCUGCCACCACCAGAGAUGUCGCACAAGAUUGACGCCUCAGCCAUAUCAUCGCCGCCGCACCCAUUAGUGGGACCCGUGUACGCCAUUGCCAUCGGCACGUCGCUCAAGCGUAAGGAUGCUGAGCGUGCCUGCUACCUUCACGCCGCGUCCAUCCUGCAUUCUUUUGGGGUGGAUGUCUUGGUGCAGUAUCCACGCGGCCAGCCCCGGGUGCGCCACGCAUGCUCGUUCGAAGACGUAGCCAAGUACCUGAGCAAGGAGCCGCUCAUCAUUACACCCCCAUUUCUCUCUGACGGCACGCUGCGCGCCUCGGCGGUGGAGGCCGCCGUUGUCAAGCCGACGGAGGCGGUUUUGCCGCCUCCGUCGACGAGCGAGGAGACCGCCAGUGCGUCGUCCGCCUCAUCUGCGCCACAGCCGGGCUCCCUGCACCCACCUCGGCCCGUCAUGCACACGAAUAUGAAGGCGUUCUUGGAAAGCACGCGAGGCAUCACGUUACCACGGAAGCGGAAGGUCCGCUUCACAAGUCCCUUCUGA